Molecule: messenger RNA, 4839 nt
Organism: Danio aesculapii
Lineage: Eukaryota; Metazoa; Chordata; Actinopteri; Cypriniformes; Danionidae
Gene: nktr
Product: natural killer cell triggering receptor
Exons: 17
Coding region: 114-4310 (1398 amino acids)
Biological process (GO): protein folding; protein peptidyl-prolyl isomerization
Cellular component (GO): nucleus
Molecular function (GO): peptidyl-prolyl cis-trans isomerase activity
Source: RefSeq, a predicted model, not a curated record
GAAAGAUCUGGCAACAUGAAAAGACCUAAAUUGAUCAGUCGACAGAGCGGGUUUAGCUUCUUGGAGCGUUUUGCCUUUUAACUGGCUAUCAGGGAAGCCCACUCUGUGAAAAAAUGGGGGUGAAAGAUCGCCCUCAGUGCUAUUUUGAUGUGGAAAUCAACAGAGAACCAGUUGGACGAAUUGUCUUUCAGCUGUUCUCCGAUAUUUGUCCCAAGACAAGUAAAAAUUUCCUUUGCCUGUGCACUGGCGAGAAAGGCAGUGGCAAAGCUACAGGGAAAAAAUUAUGCUAUAAAGGUUCAACUUUUCAUCGAGUUGUAAAGAACUUCAUGAUCCAGGGGGGCGAUUUCACUGAGGGCAAUGGAAGAGGGGGAGAAUCUAUAUUUGGUGGUUUCUUUGAAGAUGAGAACUUUACUCUCAAACAUGACAGAGCCUUCCUCUUGUCGAUGGCCAACCGUGGCAAAGACACAAAUGGCUCCCAGUUCUUCAUAACUACAAAGACAGCGCCUCACCUAGAUGGAGUGCAUGUGGUCUUCGGGUUGGUCAUCUCUGGCUUUGAGGUCAUAAAGAACAUUGAGGGGCUGAAGACUGACUCAGCCAGCAGACCGUAUGCUGAUGUCAGAGUGAUUGACUGUGGACAGCUGAUUACAAAGUCUGCAAACGACGUUCUUCAAGGCAAACUGAAAAAAGCAUUCUAUUCUGAGGAUGACUCUCAGAGUUCCUCUGAGUCUUUAUCUGAGUAUUCCUCAUCAGAAGAAAAGCCUACAUCUCGAAAGAGGAAAAGAAGCUCAAAGAGUAAGCAUGCAAAAAGAAGCAGAAGAGAGGCAAAGAAGGACAGAGAGGCUGUUAAAGCUGUAGGACCUUUAAGUCAUGCUGAGGGCGAGAUGGCAGAGGAAAAUGAUGGUGAAGCUGAACAGAAUGUGAAAAGGGAGAAGCCUGUGGUUCGACCAGAAGAGAUCCCACCUGUGCCAGAAAACCGUUUCCUGCUCCGCAGAGACAUGCCUACCCAGGAGGAGGCAAUAAAAAUCGAUGUACAGGACUCAGACAUUGCACCAAAUGACACCAAACCAGCUGUCACAAAAUCUGGGCGCAAGAUCAAAGGCCGCGGUACUAUGAGAUACCAUACACCCCCUCGGUCAAAGUCCCGUUCAGAGUCGGAAUGUGAACGGGGAAGCAGUGAGACUCCCCCACACUGGAAAGAGGAAAUGCAGAGGACCAAGGCUUACCAGCCCCCCAGUGUGGAGAGAUGGAGUAAAGAAGAAAGAUGGGAUGACAGAAGUGACACUCCAAGGUCCAGGUCAGGAUCCAGAGAGCGUUCCUUGGGUGAGGCCUCUGUGUACUCAAGCCAACAUCAAUCUAGAAAAGAAAAAAAGAAAGCCAAACAAAAGAAGAAAUCUAAGAAACGAAGGCAUGCUAAAAAACAUAAAAAGAGCAAGACCAAGGAAACUUCCCUGACUGAUGGUGAGAUGUCUGGGUCCUCAGGUAAGAGGACAAAACACUCAAGCCGAGCUGAAAGGAGACGUUCUCGUUCUUAUUCUCGCUCAUCCUCCCGUCACUCACAUAGAUCGUAUAAAUCGGAGUCAGAAAGGAGACAUUACUUAUCAAGCUCUUCUAGAGAUUCACGAUCUUAUUCGAAAUCUAGGAGCAGAUCCUAUUCUAGAAGUCACUCAAGGUCUGAGAGACGGGCUCGAUCAUCCAAGAGGUCAAGUCGUAGCCGAUCAGGGCGGACUGUUACACAUUCUAGGUCACUGUCUCGUUCUAGAUCCAGAUACAGGACAAGGUCAAGAACUAGAUCAAACUCUAGGUAUAGUUCAGAAACCCCAACACGUUCCAAGAAAAGGAAUGAAUUGAGAUCCCCUCGAAACUCAAAGCCUACAGAGGGUGGUAUUUCCAGAUUAGACAAGUCUGUCCUUAAAUCGAUUAAAGGUGAAGAAGCUAAAGUCCAACCUUCAGCAUCUUCAGAGAGAGUCUCUGCAUUGCCUAUGAGUGACAGUCCACCACCUUCUCGAUGGAAACCAGGCCUGAAACCCUGGAAACCUUCUUAUGUCCGCAUCCCAGACACUGAUGUAAAAUCAGCCCUGGCUUCCAAUGCACUAACAAGCUCAUCAUCAAAUGCACCUCUGGAGACAAUGUCCUCUUUAAAACAAGAUAAAUCUGUUAGUCAAAGGGAUCCCAGCAGUGGUAACAGUAACAUUCCUGAUAGGCUCUUGGAAAGAAGUUUGUCCAGGAGCAGGUCACAUAGUCAAUCAAGAAGCUGCAGCAAAUCACCAACUCACUAUGGCAAUAGAUCUUCCUCCUGCAGUAGGUCAGAAUCUUAUAGUUCAUACAAAGAAAGAUCCACUGACAAGAAGAGAAAACAUAGCAGUUCUCACAGAAAUGCUCAAAAGAGAGACAGCCAUGCAAAUCAUCAUGAUAGUGGCCACAAAGGUCUGUCUCCCUCCUCAGAGGAUGUAUCAGAUACUCCUUACAGUCCGUUACACCUGCAAAGUGACUCCUUGGUACAGAAAAACACACUUGAUUCUCUUUCAACCCUACGGGCCUUGGCAUUGAAGAGCAAAAACCGCAAUCGAAGGAAAGAACCAUUAAUGGACAAGAACAUUGCAUCUGGUUGGGAAAGUGAUGAGGAGAAUGCAAGUAAGACUAAUACUGCUACAGUACACAAUCAGCACCCUGUUAAGGAUGAAGGACUUAAUGAAAUAAAAAAGAGGCAGAUUUUGUCUCGUUGCUGGGAGUCUGAGAGUGACACUGAAAUGCCAGAUAAAACUGCUGUUGGUGAGGCCAAAUAUUUGUCUGAGAAAGAGGAGGGAGAGGCUAGUACAGAAUCAGAAUACGAAUACUCCUCAUGGUCAAACCUAGGUGCUGAAAUGACUAAGGAGUUAAAAGGUAAUAACGAGCACUCUGCAGACACAAAACCUUCAAAGCACAAGAACAAAAAAGCCAAACGGAAGCACAAACACAAGAGGAAGAAUUCUUCAAGGUCAGCAUCUCGCAAAUCCAAGGCCAAGAAAUCCAAGAAGCAUCUGAAGCCAAAAGAGACAUUUCAUUGGCAGCCUCCUUUAGAGUUUGGGGAUGAAGGUGAGGAGGAUGAUUCAGUCACUCAAACUAAGCAGUUACACACAGCAAGUACUGAUGCCAUCAAUGAUGGAACAAAACAAAAUUUGAAGGCUAGACAGAUCAAGCGACAAGUCUCUGAGAAUACAGAUCAGGAUCAAAGGAUUGUUGAAUCGCAGCAAGAUACGUUGUCAGUAGAGUCUUCUAAAGUUAUUGAUGAGAAUGAGAAGAUGCCUAAAAUCCAAAAAUCAAAGUUACACAACAAUACCAAAAGAGAUCUUGCUCAAAGCCACCCAGAGACCCUUUCCAAUCUUUCAGACACUAACCUGGCAAGUAACAAACCAUCAGACCCAAAUAAAGUUGAGCCACAUUCUCCAGAGAGCAUACCAGAAGCUCAGCAACCUGGGCCCAAAGCAACUGGCUUUUCCCCAUUAAAAAAUAUUCUAAAUAAUGACAGUGUGCUUGUUUCAUCUCAGAAAGAUAAAGUCAGCUCUGUUACAACUGGAUCAGCUUUACCACAAGACAGUCAGCAAGAGGAAACUGUACCUGGUGACAGUUCUGUCUCAGUGGUUGAAAAUAAAUGGAAACCUUUGACAGGCAUGACUGUUGUGCAAACCAUUACGAGAAAGCCUUUCAUUAUGAAAAUAAACAAACCGCAAGAUCAACUUGUAAGAAAGAACCAGGGUGUCAAAAUGGAGAUCAAGAGCAAGAGUAGAGUCCGUCCAGGAUCCCUUUUUGAUGAGGUACGAAAGACAGCUCGGCUAAAUCAGAGACCCAGAAAUCAAGACAGCUCAAGUGAAGAAGACUGCCUUCCAGCAGCAGGAGAAAAGCCUGAAGCCCAUAAUCACUCCCGGAGCAAGUCGAGGUCUGUGUCUAGUCACAGGUCCCAUCGCAGAAGUAGGUCCCAUUCAUAUAGCCACCCCAGGAGCAGGUCCAGAAGCUACACCUACUCUUCCAGGAGCUACAGUAGAAGUAGAAGCAGGAGUAGAUACAGUAAAGGACACUCUCGUUCUCGAAGUAGCACCUACCGAAGUUACCGUAGCCGCACACAUAGUAGGAGUCGCUCUAGGGGUCGGUAUAGAGGUCGUUACAGAUCAAGGUCUGACUCUUACGAUAGUUAUUCUAGCCACAGCCGCAGUCGUAGCAGAAGAAGAGGGCAUCGGAGAAGCAAAAGCUCUGAUCGCAGGUCCAGGUCAUAUCGCUCUUACAGUCGCAGUUCCUCUAGGCGGCGAAGUCAUAGUCGAAGCAGUCGAUACAGCUGAAUUUAAGGCGUAAUGAUUGGAUCAAUAGUUUAAUUUUUGUAGGCUAAUAUACACACUUUCAUGUACACUAUCACAUUUAGCUGUAUUUUUUUAUUUUUUGAAUGAAUGAACGAAUGUACAUAUGAAAACAAACUUAGUCACUGCUUUAUUCUGAUACACUUUUUCAGUAUUUCUAGCAAAGGAAGCAUAGAAACCAUCCAACUAUUAUAUAACAGUUAUAUAAGGUUAUAUAUAAACAGCUACUUACCUCAAUCCUUGUUUGGAAGGAUUGUAACACACAGCUCUGUUGGUUAACAUCAAUGGAAAAUGUUUGGUUUUGACUAAAUGUUUUAUGUUUAAUAGAUUGACUCUUGGUUUUUUAGCAUUUUUAUUUGUACAUAAAAAAAAUUCUGAAUGUAUCUAAUGCUGCUUCUUGAUAUACUUUUGAAUUAUAACAGACACACCUUGCCAACUGUAAAUAAAACUAUAUUUGUUUGUGAAAUGCUACGUGCUGUAUAAAGUUUUCAGUGAUAUAAGUUUUCAAAUGGCA